CAAGGAAAUGAAACUAACCCUGUCACGCAGCCAUGGCCGCAGACAGCCCUGUACUAAGUCUCCAGGAUGAACUCUCUUGUUCCAUCUGCCUGGAGUAUUUCAAAGAGCCGGUGUCUAUCCACUGUGGGCACAACUACUGCCGAGCCUGCAUCAGUCAGUGCUGGGGGGACACAGAUACAAACUUCUCCUGCCCGCAGUGCAGAGAAACGGCCCAGCAGAAGCUUUUCAGGCCCAACAGGGAGCUGGGGAAAGUUGUGGAAAUAGCCAGGCAGCUGAGUUUCCAGGUCACAGUAACCGCAGGAGGGGAGCAAGGGUGUGAGACACACCGGGAGGCCCUGAAACUCUUCUGUGACACGGAUCACCAACUGAUUUGUGUGAUCUGCAGAGAGUCGCAAGUUCACAGAGCUCACACUGUUUUCCCAGUAGAGGAGGCCGCCCAGCAGUACAAGAAACAAAUCCAGACCCGGCUGCAGACUCUGAAGGAAGAGAGAGAAAAGCUCCUGCGGUUGAAAGUGUCAGCAGAAGGGAGAAGCCGGGAGUAUCUGGAGAAGACAGACGCCCAGAGGCAGAAGGUUGUGUCUGAAUUUGAGCGGCUGCGCCAGUUCCUGGAGGAACAAGAGCGACUCCUGCUGGCCCGGCUGGCAGAGCUAGAGAAGGGGAUGACAAAGAUGCGGGAUGAAAAUGUCACCAAGCUUUGCGAGGAGAUUUCCCGUCUCAGCGAGCUGAUCCGUGAGAUGGAGGAGAAGUGCUGUCAGCCAGCAAGUGAAUUCCUGCAGGAUGUCAGAAGCACCCUGAGCAGAUACCCUGCCCUCCGAACUGGAGAGAGAAUGGGUGAAUGUGACUCUGGAUCCAGACACGGCUCAUCCCGAACUCGUCCUGUCUGAGGAUCGGAAAGGCGUGAGGCGGGGACACACGCGGCAGCAUCUUCCCAACAAUCCGGAGAGAUUUGACGCUGAGCUCUGUGUGCUGG
Emys orbicularis (European pond turtle) is the source of this 970-nucleotide messenger RNA. Its product is annotated as zinc finger protein RFP-like. The transcript is spliced from 6 exons. Gene Ontology annotation, cellular component: cytoplasm. Gene Ontology annotation, molecular function: ubiquitin protein ligase activity; zinc ion binding. Bases 33 to 884 code for a protein of 283 amino acids. Gene Ontology annotation, biological process: protein ubiquitination. Lineage: Eukaryota; Metazoa; Chordata; Testudines; Emydidae. The record is from RefSeq and is a predicted model, not a curated record.